Micromonas pusilla CCMP1545 is the source of this 1989-nucleotide messenger RNA. Its product is annotated as type II secretory pathway family protein. Gene Ontology annotation, cellular component: signal recognition particle, endoplasmic reticulum targeting. The record is from RefSeq and is a predicted model, not a curated record. Bases 142 to 1989 code for a protein of 615 amino acids. The transcript has a single exon. Gene Ontology annotation, biological process: SRP-dependent cotranslational protein targeting to membrane. NCBI's taxonomy places the organism in Eukaryota, Viridiplantae, Chlorophyta, Mamiellophyceae, Mamiellales, Mamiellaceae. Gene Ontology annotation, molecular function: endoplasmic reticulum signal sequence receptor activity; 7S RNA binding; signal recognition particle binding.
CACGUCCACAGCACCUCCGUCACGGUGCCGUCGGGCAGCCACCGGGCUAUAGCCCGUUUCCAUCCUCCCGAUCGAGGACGUUCGAACUGCGCACACGAGCGCGUCCUGAUCGCGAGAUCGCGCGAUCGCGUCGAAUAAAAAAUGGGGGACGACGGCGAACAGCCGACGACGAUCGUCGCGGAAGACAAACUGGCUUCGAACUUGACGCUGGACAUCCUGCAGAUCGUGAAGCUGAGCCAGAACCAACACGGUCUGCGUCACGAUGACCACGGUCGUUACAGGCAGUACUGCACUCGCCGUCUCGCCCGCGUGUACAAGUCCCUGAAGUUCACCCACGGUCGAGGGAAGUAUCAAAAGAAAACACUAGAUGCAGCCAUGGUGAAGGACGAGAGGCACCUUUUGAUUCCUCUCAUGACUGCCGAGCGCGCUUGGAGCUACGCGAUGGAGCUGAAGCGUGACGCGGGCAACGAGCCGCGUAAACGAGCGCACAUGCUCAAGCGACUGAAGAAAGCGACAGUGCACGCUGCGGAACUCGUGAGCUUGUGCAACCAAGUCGGAAGCGCGCGAACCGCUCUCGAGGCUGAAGCCUAUUCGUCCUACAUAUUUGGCAGCUACCUCACGGAGCAAGAGCGGGACUGGGAUCGAGCGCUUGCUAAAUUCAUGCGAGCGCGGAAGGCGUACGAGCAGCUGGCGAGAGUCGGAGGACCGGAUCAAGCGGAGAUUUGUCGCGAACGCCUGGAAGAGCUCGAACCAAGUUUAAGAUACUGCACGUAUAAGCGUGGCAGUGGAAGCACUGGUGCCAGUGAUGCUCCUGGAUCCAUGGACGACGCCGACAUGGCAGCUCUCAAAGGAGAAGGCGGGGUAGACGAAGAGAUCUUCAAAGCCGUUCUUGCUGAAGAGGACGGGCGAGCGACGGUCACCCCAACGGCAAUGGUGUGGCGCGGGCGCGAAAUCCCGGUGCGGAACCGAGAAGCUCGCGCGUGUAUUGCAAAUGCGGUGAGCCAGCUCUCUAAAAUUGAGUCUCCGCUGACGAUGUCAGCCGAACGGGGUCUGGCAAUAUACGACAAAUCGUUUCUUUUCUACAACGACGCCCGUCAGCACCUUCGCGACGACUUAGCGUCCGCGAGUUCGUCUCAGGGCGGCGGCGGAUCUGAGUCGACUGGUAGGUUGGCGGAGAUUAAGCUCGCAGAUCGAGCGCUCGCGGUGUUGCUUUCCGAGAAAACGAUCGAGCGAAACAAAUUUCUCGUCGCGUCGGUUACUGCGAAGCUCACCGGCGAGAUCAAAGUCGAGAAAGGUGAAAAGGCGGCGAAGCCUGAAGACCUCGUCCACUUGUUCAACACACUCUUGCAAAACUACGAAGAGCUUGCGGAAAGUGGACCUGAGGUGAUGCGUGGCGUCGAGGGUGCGGAAGGUCUCGAGGAAGAAAUCCAGCUUGACUGCAUCCUAAACCAGACUCUUCUCAAAGCCCAGCGCGCAGCCGCUUUGGCGAAGGUUCACCUGGGCGCGGGGAGCCACGUCGAGGCUGCGGUGUUGUAUGCGCGAGCGGCUGAACACGCUGCUCGAGUGCAAGACCGCGCGGCAGCGGCAUCAGAGAUGAACGCGGUUGCGAGUAAAGUUCAAAUGGAAGCGCGUAGAGCUCGGUGUAUGACGCUGGCGGAUGGAAUGACCGUGCAGGUUGCCCAGCAGAAAGCACUCCGCACAGGGCUUUCCACCGUCUCCCUGGAAGAAAUCCCGGCUUCAACCUCGGGAAGUGGCGUGGAGGCGCAAUAUCUUGUCGACCAUCUCGAUCAGUACAAAUCGGCGGUAUUGGGUAAAGGAGCUAACAAGGUUCAUAUCUUGCCCAUGCCUCCCCGUAUGAACUCUGUCGGGGUUCGUCCGAUCAUGUUGGAUGUCGCGGGAGACGAGAUCUCGUAUCCAUCGCUCGAGGGGCGUGUGAAGGUGCAGAAAACUUCCGCCCUGAGGAACCUUUUCACUUUCGGGAAGCGAUAA